AUGUUUGGAUUGAUGAAGCACGGCAGAUCCAUCAGCAUCGACGAGUGAGUCUGUUUUGCGCUGUCCUGUCUUCAGCCGCUGCUCGGUUCGUUGCCGGCGUUCGCAUCCCGGCGAUUUAACCCCGCGCCCCCAGAUGGCGCUGGGCCAGGUCACAAGGCACCAGCCUACCUGCCCUAGCGAGAGGGGCCACGCCUUGCAAUUGCAUCCAAAAUAGAGGAAAUUGACACCAACUACCUCCUGCAGUAUCGCUUCGGUGCUGGACAUUUUCCCAUGCUCGGUCCCAGCGUCGUUCAUCAUCGCCGCCGUCUCAUUCUACCGCGCUCGGCAGAUCCUCGGACCCCAACUCCGAUUCACCGACCAUAUCCUAGCGCACCGCUGGUUGACCGUACUCCUUUCGUUCGUCGCUCUGAAAUCGACGAACCGGGUGCUGGUUCGAUUGAUGAGGAAUAACGGUUGGAAGGCAGACCCGCCGCGCUGGAGUCGUAUCAAGGGCGAAGGCGACGUCGUGCUCAUCACCGGUGGCUCGACCGGAAUCGGGAAGGAGAUCGUGGAGCUCUUGGCCAAGAAGACCAACAAGAUCGUCGUAUUGGACAUGGCCGAACCAACCUACAAGGCUUGUGUGUCCUUUCUUCUUCAUUGAAAGGCCUUCUGUGCUUCAGCAGCUGACUCGGUCCGUGGGAAUUUUCCGGAUUCUGUCUUCACAAAAUAGCUGGCGUUCAUUAUUACAAGUGCGACGUCACCGACCCAGCAGUGAUUCACAAGAUCGCCGAGGAUGUGCGAGCCAAGGUCAGUUGCACGUGCGCAAUUGAUCAUGGGCUUCAGGUCCUGACCACUUUUAUAUUAUAAACUCGGUACACUAGGUUGGGCACCCUACGUACAUCGUGAGUGAUCCUUAACCGGCUUAGCCUGUUAUUCGCAAUAUCGGACACUGACCCCGAGUGAGCUGCCCGAUGAAAAUCUCUUCAGAUCAACAACGCCGGAAUCGCACGAGGCAACACCAUCCUCGAUACGACCCCGGAGCAGUUCCUCUUGACCUACAAGGUCAACGUGCUCGGCUGCCACAACAUCCUGCGCGAGUUCCUGCCCCACAUCAUCAAGGUCAACCACGGCCACAUCAUGACGACCGCCUCGUCGGCGUCGUACGCUGCGAUCCCGCAGUUGAGCGAGUACGCUUGCUCCAAGGCCGCGGCUUUGGCUUUGCAUGAGGUGUUGACGGGCGAGCUCAAGCACCGAUACAACGCCCCACGAGUGCGCACCUCGGUCAUUUGCCCGACCAAGGUCUCGACUCAGAUGGGAGAUGCGAUGAAGGAGCAGGACAACCAGUUGUGAGUCCCUAGUGGACAAGAGCUGUUGGCGCAAAGUCUGAAGAGAUGUCUGACAUUACGAUACUUUCCAAUAGCAUGACCCCGACAUUGUCCGCAACCUGGCUCGCGCACAAGAUGGUCUCGAUCCUCGAAUCGGGGUUAUCGGACCACCUCGUGACCCCUGGAUUCGCCCGUGUCCUCCUGCCCUCUCUCCGCUCUUUGCCCGAAUGGCACCGAUGGAUCGUCAGCACCGUCGGUAAGACGCACGAGACCAUCACCGAUGAAGGCAACGCGAGGCAGAGGAAGACGUACACGUUCGUCGACGAGCUUGACAAGCAACAUGGGCUUGUUAGGCAAGCUUAG
This is a messenger RNA of Microbotryum saponariae, 1667 nucleotides long. The record is from the annotation of a GenBank genome assembly. NCBI's taxonomy places the organism in Eukaryota, Fungi, Basidiomycota, Microbotryomycetes, Microbotryales, Microbotryaceae.